Pistacia vera is the source of this 1863-nucleotide messenger RNA. RefSeq names its product E3 ubiquitin-protein ligase SIS3-like. The record is from RefSeq and is a predicted model, not a curated record. The transcript is spliced from 10 exons. The coding region runs from base 492 to 1634 and encodes 380 amino acids. Gene Ontology annotation, molecular function: ubiquitin-protein transferase activity. Gene Ontology annotation, biological process: sugar mediated signaling pathway. Lineage: Eukaryota; Viridiplantae; Streptophyta; Magnoliopsida; Sapindales; Anacardiaceae.
AUUCACGUAUUCAAUUGAAAUUAUUAUAAAACAGUGCCGUGCUUUAGAAAAUUUUACCCGCUUUAACGAACCAAUCAAACGUGGCACCCAAUAGCCGCCGUAUCCAUUAGCACCCGUCCAUUAACAAGUGGAUUACAGCAUCUCAUCAGUCGGUACCGACCACACGAUUGUGGUGUACAACGUACGGCUUAUACACAAUAGCGAACCUCACUAACGCCGUCAAUUAACGGCAUAAAGUCUCCCGUUUCCUUUUUUUUUUCUCUCUCUUUCUAGUUCACUUCACUCCUCCCUCAGAAUCAAAUGGUUUCCUUUUCACGAACCGAAUCAGACAAGCUUUCUACUUACUAUUACUAGGAAACGCUAACGUUCUCAGUUUUUUUAAAUACUUUUUUUCGCUAAUGACGAUUCAAAUUAUUCAAUCUCGAUCUUUGAUGGCCUCGUUCUAGGGUUUUGAUUUUCUCAACUGAACACAGACGUCUUUCUUAUCCUCUAUGGCAAUCAGAGGCGUCGACUUCAAGUGGUAUGAUGGAUUUUUCUUGUCGAUGCUCGCGACAAGUGUAAUCAUUGUUGCAAUCAAUUGGAAGCGUUACCAUCUUUGUACAUACCCUUUGCACAUAUGGAUCGUGGUUGAUUACACUACUGUGUUUGUUUUUCGAUUGUUAAUGUUCGUAGAUAAUGGACUAGCAGCUGGAAUGGGAUUGGAUUUUGGGUGGCAGCAGAGAUAUGCUCGUUUCUGUGGAAGAGUAGUGGUUCUUUCAAUUCUAUCUCUACUGCUUUAUCCAUUUCUUUGGGCUUGGACUAUAAUUGGUACCUUGUGGUUCACACAUGCAAGAAAUUGUUUGCCAGAAGAGGGUCAGAAAUGGGGUUUCCUUAUUUGGUUACUUUUCAGCUACUGUGGACUUCUUUGCAUCGCUUGCAUGUCCAUGGGAAAGUGGUUGACACGAAGACAAGCUCACCUAUUGCGUGCUCAGCAGGGAAUUCCUGUUUCAGAAUAUGGGGUUUUGGUUGACAUGAUCCGUGUACCAGAUUGGGCAUUUGAGGCUGCUGGUCAAGAGAUGAGAGGCAUUGGCCAAGAUGCUGCGGCAUACCAUCCUGGACUUUAUUUGACUGCAGCUCAGAGAGAAGCAGUAGAGGCACUUAUUCAGGAACUUCCAAAGUUUAGGUUAAAGGCUGUUCCAACUGAUUGCAGUGAAUGCCCCAUUUGCUUGGAAGAGUUUUAUGUGGGGAAUGAGGUUCGUGGCUUGCCUUGUGCUCAUAAUUUUCAUAUAGAAUGCAUUGACGAGUGGCUUAGAUUGAACGUGAAGUGUCCUAGGUGCCGUUGCUCAGUCUUCCCAAACCUUGACCUGAGUGCCUUGUCCAAUCUCCGCACUACCGAUUCUGAACGGUCAUCAACCAGUGUUGUGACAGCUAGUCGGUAUGUAAGAACCCAGCCUUCUAGCCAGAGCUAUCUGGUGAGGCUGCAGGGUCUUCUCCGCCCAGUCCGUACAGAAAAUGCAGGAUCUCCUAGUGAUACUGCUUUGGAAACUGCCGAGAAUGGAGGAAUGUCUCCAGCAACUCAAAAUCAGACGAGCAUGGGGCCAUUGGCUUCUGUUGAAAGAGUGUUUGCUGGUCACGCCACCCCACGUCAACACUGAUCCAUUUCUCAGAUUCUGACUCACAAUUUUUGCUACAUACUCUUCUAACCGCAUGCUGCAAGAAGCGAAACAGUAUUUGUCCAUGGCCAUUGUGUAAUGCUAGCAGUGGUUAAUGGUAGUAGAAAAGAUACAUAUAUAUAUGAGUUGAUCCAUUGAGUGUAUGGAGUAGUGACAUGAGAAUUGUUUAUGACACCUUCAGUUCUUUUGAAUCAUAAACCAAUGGAAAUUA